AGAUUAUAUAAAAGGGGGCAGAGAGUUUUGUUGUUCAUUACAGAAGAAGUAGCUCAGUGGAAGUUACACUCAUUCCAAUCCAGAAUGUUCUUUGCUGCAAUUACCCAUCUAUGUGUGCUAUUCACAGCGAUCAACGCUGCUUCACUCUCUCCAAGGAUGUGCUCUGUUCCUGAUGAUCAGAAGUCAUUGGUCACAGGACUCCAGACACAGCUGGUGAAUUCAAUCAUCCUGCAAACCUCACCAGAUCCCAGUGUCGUGGUUGCUUUGAAUCUGGCUGAGGCUCUAGAUCUCUGCAUGAAAACACAGCUGGUUGAGAAGAUAAAGGAAACAGUUGUUGAGAAAAACACAGAAGAGAUGACUUCUGGCAAAGUGGCUCUUUAUGUUCUAGCUCUCCGGUCAUCCUGUGAGAAUCCUGAAGAUGUCACUACACCACUAAAUACUGUGAACCUGGUCAAUGUCCUAGAGGAAAAAACUAAAGAAGAGAUUAACUAUUUCUAUGACUAUGGGACUCUCAAGACCACCUACUACCAGCUGGCCCUGGACACCCUGGCCCUGUGUGUGGAGAAAAGCCUAGAUGUUGAGGAUGCCAGCAUCAUCCUUGCCAAGGCAGCGCUGGCUAAUGACCUGGAGUUUGGGGGUCAUUUCUCUGUAGAUACUGGGGCAGUAGCAAGCUUGGCACUGACAUGUGUGAGUGAAAUGAGCAAGAUACAGCAAAGUGAGCUUGUGAAAGUUAUUGAAGAGGCACUGGCUAAAAUGACAAAGCAAAUGCUGGGUGAACAACAGAACAAUGGCAUCAUUGGAAAUAUCUACAGCACUGGCCUAGCAAUGCAGGCACUUAGUGUUACUUCUGAGUUUUACAACUCUGGGGCAUGGAGCUGUGUGAAAACUACAGAGAACGUACUACAUGAGAUCUCCCUGGGAGCCUUUAAUAACCCUGCUGCUGCUGCUCAAAUCCUGCCUUCUCUAAUGGGUAAAACUUAUCUGGAUGUGAGGGACCCAACCUGUUCCUCAGGAAGUGGUUCCAGAAUCACAGUACAAUACACCAUAACCAAUGGCAUUGUAGGACCCAAUUUCAGCUAUUCCAUCACUGUGAAUGUACCAGAGGGCUCAGUGCUGCUCACUGUCUUGAAUGCAGCUCAAUGUGCUAAACCGAAUGAAUUCAGCUUUCACACAGAGCAGACCUCAUGGGGGCCAUUUGUUGUUUCUAUUAAUAACGUCCAAGGCAGCACCAAUGAGAAGACUUACUGGCAAUUUUUAAGUGGUAAAACACCCCUUGAUCAAGGAGUUGGCAACUAUAAACCAGUGAACGGUGAGCACAUUGUGGCUAUCUUCAGCCGAUACUGAGUGGGCAGCUUUCUGAGGCAGGACAACAAAGGUUCGAAAAUACAUGUGCCACAAGAUAGCCUCCCUCCAAGCUAAGCAUUAACAGAUGUUGCAGCGUAG
This is a messenger RNA of Heteronotia binoei (common prickly gecko), 1443 nucleotides long. It is a transcript of the gene CBLIF, whose product is annotated as cobalamin binding intrinsic factor. The record is from RefSeq and is a predicted model, not a curated record. Bases 85 to 1344 code for a protein of 419 amino acids. Gene Ontology annotation, biological process: cobalamin transport. NCBI's taxonomy places the organism in Eukaryota, Metazoa, Chordata, Lepidosauria, Squamata, Gekkonidae. Gene Ontology annotation, molecular function: cobalamin binding. The transcript has 9 exons.